This is a messenger RNA of Cephus cinctus (wheat stem sawfly), 1202 nucleotides long. RefSeq names its product mpv17-like protein 2. Lineage: Eukaryota; Metazoa; Arthropoda; Insecta; Hymenoptera; Cephidae. The coding region runs from base 424 to 1038 and encodes 204 amino acids. The transcript has 4 exons. Gene Ontology annotation, biological process: mitochondrial ribosome assembly. Gene Ontology annotation, cellular component: membrane; cytoplasm. The record is from RefSeq and is a predicted model, not a curated record.
AUAUCAGUGACAUUCGAGUUUUGACAGAAGAUGGGAAGCGCGUUUCUCCGUGGAAAUUACUAAUUGGCAUAGAGUAUUUUUAUUAAAAAUAUUUUUAUAAUCAUUUCCGACGUUGGAACGUUAUGCCACGCAACGUUCUACCAACAUUCCGUCUAUUCAAGCAUCAGAGAAUUAAGAAUCGCGUUAUAUAUAAUAUAGUGAAGUAGUAACGUAUUAAAGUAUAUUCAAAGAAUUUAUUAAAGAAAGUGUUCAUUCGAAUUCUAUAACGUAAGAUAGCACAGAACGGGGUAAAGCUUGAAAAGAAUAAUACUGUAUAACAGUCAAUAAUUUUUGAGGAAUAAAAAUUUUUUAAUUUGAACCAAAGAGUUUAUCCAUAAUUACCAUUAUCUUUUAUUCCGUAUAAAUUUUCUUCGCUCUACGUAAAUGGGUGUUUUUCAUAAACUAUUUGGAAAGUAUCUACUAGCCACAAACAUCGUGAGUUGCGGGGUUAUGAUGGGAAUUGGUGAUUGGCUCCAGCAACGUGGUGAACAUUGGAAACGCCAUCAUCUUCCCAAAUAUUUUCCUACAGAAAUAGUGGAGGAUGAAAUAAUGAAAGAGGAUUUGCCAAAGAAAACAGAAGACAAUUCAAGCUACGAACAUGAUUAUAUGCGCACCAGGAAUAUGGUUACGGUAGGAUUGAUGCAGGGUCCUUUCCAUCACUAUUUCUAUGCCGUCCUCGACCGCGUCCUGCCUGGCAGAAAUACAAGUUCUGUCAUGAAAAAGACUUUCAUAGAUCAGAUCGUGGCCAGUCCGACUUGUCUGGCUAUAUUCUUCUUUGGGAUUGGCGCUAUGGAGCAGCGCAAAAUAGAGGAUAUUAACGACGAGGUGAAACUGAAGUUCGUCGACACGUGGAAGGUGGAUUGCUGUUUUUGGCCACCUACACAAUUUGUUAACUUUUUAUUCGUUCCCGUUCAGUAUCGUGUUAUCUAUAUCAAUCUUAUGACGAUGAUCUAUGACAUUUUUCUAUCCCACAUGAAGUAUGAGGCCCAAUUCGACUGAUGCAAAUGACUUAACUAGUCCAAUCAAAGACAUUAUUAGAGAUAAUUAUAUAAAUUGUUAGAAUUAAGUUACCAUUGUGUAUAAUAUAUUACUUAUUUAAACAAAAAGCCUUGUAAAUACGAUGACGUCAAAGCAGAUCCUUGAUUCGAUGAUAAAUAAAUAAA